AGAAAGGUCACAGUGUCAAAGACAGAGACAACUGGUGCAGUGAGAGUGGUUUUUCUUUUCUUUAAAUCUGUGAUGGAGGCUGGUUUUCUCACCUUUAUUCUUGCUUCCUUCUCUGUGGUAUAUUCUUGUCGCAUCGGCAUCACAGAUUGGAACGAUGUUGUGGUGGUCAGAGAAGGAAUGCUUACCACUUUGAUCUGCAAUGACACAAGUGUGAGAGGGCCUGUGACCAUUAACUGGAAGGUGAAGCUAUUUUGUACAAAUGAGUGGAAAUUGAUCAUGUUAGCCAGUACAAAUGAAAGGAUCUCUGGAAGUGCCUUGAAGCCAUCCAUGCAACUGACUGACUCUAACUUUAAAGACAGUGGGGUUUUCUCACUGUCUUUAAAGCCUGAAGCAGCAGACAUUGGUUUCUACUCAUGCUUGAUACAACAACAAGAGAAGAUACUUAAGGAGGAGAUUAUCCUUUUAGUCAUCCUUACAGUCAGCGUCGUCCCCGAUGUACCCAUUCCUCAGUACAGCACCCUGCGGCUGAUUGCCAGCGUCACUCCUGACUUUGCCUUCACAAAGGUCACCUGGGCAGGACCUGGUGAUAUUACACUGAAGAGCGAAAAAAAGUCAAAGACCAACACUGUGGCUAAACUACCACAAGUUCUGAACAACGAUGAUGGUGCUUAUGUCUGUAUGGUUUACCCCCGGGGUAACAGCAGCAGCCGUCUCUUUGCUUUCAAUGUGGAUGUAACAGUUUCUGCUGACAAAGUGGCCUCAUUCACCAAUAUAACACAUGGUCCUCUGAUCUCCACUGCCAUUCAGGCUCACACAUCCUUCCUCUUAACCUGUCCUGGUGUUGUGGGGGACUAUGUGCAGGUGAACUGGGUUCCUCCAGACACCAGAAAUCAAAAUAAUAUGAAGAAGGUGUUCGAUUACGACCGUUGGAGGGGUACUCUAAUGACUAAUCAAAACGAGAAACUACAGAUGGCUGGUCUACCCUACAACCCAGAGGCUGGGAGCUUUUCCUUUCUGCUUACUCCUGACUUGAAAGAUGGUGGCCUCUACGUCUGUGAAGUCUUGCUCAAUGACAACUUUUUCAACCAGAGGACGUCGCUCAGCGUGCUGAAAGUUAAAAUCAAGAAAUAUUCCUCAAAGAUGGAGUUGAUCUGCCUCUACUCGGAGCGGUCCCAGGUCCGAAAAGUCGAGUGGAAGCAUCACAACGCGAGUCGAAAGCUAAAGAUGUCAAGCAGCAGCCUUGGCAGCAUCACCACCAGUCUGCCCUUGCCCAUCACCUCUGACAUAGCAGGAAACUACACCUGCGUUCUCCACCUGAAAAAUGGGCAGGCCAUUCAGGCAACACAAGCUAUCACAGUGUCUCCAAAGGUUGUGCAGAAUUUGUCCAAAGAGAGUGUCGAUGACACCACCUCCUCCCCGCGCCCUUCUCUCACUGCUUUAUUACUCCUGGUGCCCCUGGUUGCCGCAGCUGUCGGUGUGUUGCUAUGGAGACAGAGACACAUUUCUGAUCGCGGUAUCGAGCAGUCUCUGUCUGUCCACUCGGGUGAAGCAGAGAACAUCUAUGAGAAUCCUGAAGAUAUUAGACAGGCCCCUCCCCAGGGUCCAGUCUACAUGGAUUUGAAGCCAAGAGGAGAGGAUGAUGUCUAUAAAGAACUGGAGCGAUACGAGCAGUGUCAAAGCUGAUCACCUACCCACAUCUCCCCCGUAUCCAGCUGUCACAUCCGCUCAGCUCCCAGCUGCUGCAGAAGGCCUUUUUAAACACAAGUAACAGCCAAAUGUCAGAGUUUGGAUUUAAAGAAAAACUUCAGUGCUUUAGGGACAUGCUACACAAUUGUUUAAAUGUUUUACUCUAUUCUAAGCUAUUGUCAAGUAGUAAAGUUAAAGCAUUCUUUACUUAAAAUGCUUCAAAACCUGUCACCCAUGUAUAGCAGUUGAUACAGUACCCUACUUCUGUAUGUCAAAUGAUCUUUUCAUGAGUUUCCUUGCUGUCAGUCAUAUUUGCUGUUUUCCAAUUUUAUAAUCUUCUGCAAAUAAUAUAUGUACCAAUAAUUUUAUUCUAAUUUAUAUGUAUACUAAACUUUUAAAUAAAGAC
Molecule: messenger RNA, 2092 nt
Organism: Maylandia zebra (zebra mbuna)
Lineage: Eukaryota; Metazoa; Chordata; Actinopteri; Cichliformes; Cichlidae
Gene: g6fl
Product: g6f-like
Biological process (GO): T cell activation; positive regulation of ERK1 and ERK2 cascade; interleukin-15-mediated signaling pathway
Cellular component (GO): membrane raft; external side of plasma membrane
Molecular function (GO): MHC class II protein binding; protein tyrosine kinase binding
Source: RefSeq, a predicted model, not a curated record